CGGCGCGAGCCGCAUUUCACCGCGGACGGUUCGAUAAAAAUCAGUCGUCGCUCAGCCGCUUCGUAGAGGGUUAUUUUGGCCGUUUUCAUCGCGUCCGGUUUCGCGAGCCGUAUCGUGAGACGAUCGUGACUUCAGUGAAUGACUCGUGCGGAUCAGCGCAACGGUGAACCUGGAGAGACGCGUGGAAUGAUCAAUGGUGGCCACCAGCAGCAUGGUAUAUGAGGAGAUAGUCGGUAUACGGGGCAGCUGACCCCAGCCGCCGCGCACGCUUUUCACGCGCGAAAUGCCCCACAAUCUAAACUCAGCUUCCGCCAACUCCGCCAACACGGGACCGAAUCACCAAGCCUAUCCCCAGCAGCCGUACCACCGAGAGAACGCAGAUGGACUGCAGCCUGAGAAAGAACCGGUGGAGUUCGACACGUCGCACCUGCGUGGCGCGCCAGCGGAGGUCGAGGCGUUGGUGCACAACAUCAAGGAAGUCGCCCAGCAGUUCCUCUAUCAUUGGCGAACGUUCCCUAUCGUCCUGCCGCCGCCGCUGUCCUCGUGCACCGAGGGCGAGGACACGCUGGCACGUAAGAAGUACCACUUGAAGGACCUCUUCGUGGCGCCCAGCUUCGACGAAUUGGACGCUGUCGCCGUGGACAGCAAGGGCGAGCCCAGGAGACUGACUAACAAGCAGCUCGAGAGUAUCCGGGAACGGGGCUUACACAAGGAUAAAUAUGGAAAGCCGAAGAAGCUGAAUGCCACUCAGUUGGAGAGCAUUCGAAGAUGCGGGGAGUUCGAAGUGGACUCGAUCAAUUUCGCCGGACAGACACACCGAUGGCGAUUAAGCGGUCUUCUGCAACGCGGUCGCGACAGAAGGCGGGACGCGUUGCUCGGCGAUCUCGCUCUGGCGACCAGGUUCCUCGUCGUCACGGCAAAGGCUAGAUUAGUCUCCCACUGCUUCAGCGUCUCGCAGUCUCUCAAGGCCUUAUUGACGGGGCUAUUACGACUUCUCGACAUUAUAAUCGGCGUGCCGUCGCUCCAGGCACACAAUCUAGACGCUAAAAUUAGGGAGGAACGUUGUCGAUAUCUGGUGGCGGAAUUGGUCUGUAGGCCGGAGUAUGAAGAUUCUCUGGAAUUACUUUGCGGAUUCAUACGUAAGCAACUUCGCCGAGCGACCACGGAGAAGUUUGAGGUGGAGAGAGAAUCGUCCCAGCUGCUGCCUGUCUCGGUCCCCUUCGUAUUCGGGACACCGGGUGGGGCCGCGGUUGAUCUCAGAUUAUUCAGCAGGGACAUCAUCAGGAAGGCUCUGCCGACGCUCGUCGCGAUUCUGGAGAGAGAGACAAGAGGCUGGUUUCUUCACUUUAGAGAAAGACUGAUAUCUGAACUGAGAGCACAAAAGAAACCGGACGAGCAGAUCGAACGAGAGGUCAACGAAGCGGUGAUGCGCGAGUACCUGCAAAGAGUCUACUCGAAUAUCCUGUCACACCCGGACAUACUCGCAUUGGGCGAGGGGAUCGCCCAGCUGCUGGUUCAGCAGGCUCAGUCGGUCGUGUUGAUGCAUCGAGCGGUGGAGAAUGUGCAACGGAAAUUAUCGCAAACCAAAGAAUCACUGCGACGCCGCAUGGAGAGCGAGCAUCCGGUCUUGUCACGGAUACAGCCGUGGAUGCGAGAUCGCAUGCGAGAGGCUGAGGAAAACUUCAUAGAAGAAUGCGAGUGGAGCGCGCACGAAGAAGCCCUUGCACUCUGCAGCAAUCAGAAUCUCCAACAGACUGUGUAUUUCCUCAACCGUGAUCUUAUUUUUAUGAAAGAGCGAGAGCCAGUUCUGCUGAAAGAACUGCGCAAGGUGAAAACUCCGACAAGGACCUUCCAGUGGCCGACGCAAAUUUGGUUGCCGAAAAACUGGAUAAUACGACGCAAUUUCCAGGGUCAGUCCGAAAUCAUUCCAACCGUACUGAGUAAUACACCAACUUCCAUUACGACACCUCGUGCCGACCCCAGCCAACCAGUCUUCUUGGUCGAAAGAGAGAUUUUACACACAACCACGACAAGAUGGCCGAUGUGGCGUUGGAUCAAUUACAUCGCCAGGACAUGGUGUUGGACCUGGAACGCAAUGUUCCUAUUGGGCGUGGCUGUACCGUGGUGUAGCCCAGUGUCUAUACGUGCUCUUCUGCUGGUGCAGCCAUUCACUCCCGAUCUGGAAUUGAGUCAACUGAACGGCACGCUAUUCCCGAGGAAGUCGUCGCAGAUGCCCACUCUCUGUUCCCGACUGAUAGCGCUUUGGAGACACAUCAGCAAAAGUCGAACGCACUUUGAAACGGAACCAGACACCGGAUUCAUCGGCAAAGGUAUGACGAGGCACUUGAACAGGCUGUGGAAUUAUGGUGCGAAAGGUCUUCUGGGCACGCUCAUCAUACUGUUUGUAUUUCCCGUGGUGUGCGUUCUGGCGAGCGUCGCGUCGCUGAUUGUCGCUUUGACCGCGGUCUUGUGGAUGCCUCUGGUCACUUUGACGCUGCACGCGUUCAUGGCUCUCAUCAUGGACCUGGACAGUCCUGAACCGAGUCGCAAUCGAUAUCUCGUAGUAAUGGAAGCGUUAAUGUGGAAUAUCGGCAUUCAAGGAUGCUUGCAGCCUGUAGCGGCGCUGUUCGUAGCCCUCAUCCUGUGUCCCGUUAUAUCAUUCGUGAUACUUACAAUUGCUGUGAUACGUUACUGGAUCAGAGUAUUCUGGGAUACGGUCAUGUUCCAUCUCGUGAUCAAGAACAGGGGUCGGAUACCAGCGAGCGAUAGCUUCGUCGUGAAGAGAAUAGCCGGGCCGGGGCUAGCUUCAGAUUAUUAUUAUCAAAUAAGAGCGGAGCAGGCAUUGGCCGCCUUCGAAGCGAAACUAGAACUGGACGAAUUGCUAGCCUUCCAACAAGAAACGGAGAGAUUGAUUACUCAACCGCAGAGAGAUUUUACUCAGUUCGUAGAGGCCUGUUUCGGGCCGUUCGCUGCUAGUCUCGCCAAGACAAAGGACCCGUACAGAUCGUUGGAGAAGGAAGCCAAAGAUUUAAUCGCCGUACUGCACGAGAAGUUGGAUCGACGAAGAAAAAAUCUGCAGACUGGCCUCGGCGUCGCUGUGAGAAGUAAAAUAAAGUUAACCACCUUCGACUUAAAGGUGGUCAUACAGCAAGGCGCGCUGAUGCUGGAACGUCUUUAUCCGACUCACGUGUUUGCGAGGUUGCCCGGGAACGAGGAAGAUUUCUGGGAGAACAAGGGCUUGGGAGUGUGCGAUUGGGCGGGCCUGGCCGGGCUCAUGUACGCCGACAUCUUCAGUCUGGACUUUCUGCAACCGCUCGACGACGCGGACACUAAGUUCAAGCUGGAGCCACAUCCAGGAGUCGACCUGUCGCGAUACACGGACAUGGUGCACAGUACCGAGCUCGGUGGCAUCAACGGGCCCGACUUGCUCGGCGCCGUUUACGCGCCGCGUGGCAACAUUCAGGUUCACAGUCCGUACCUGGAGGUGUCGGCCUUCAACCCGAAAGCUAAACAAGCCAGCAACAGCAAGCGUUCCGACAAACGCGACACCAGCGGCCUGUUAACGUCCACGAAGAUCCGAAGACGCACUAUGACCAGCAACAACAGCGCGGAAGGUCGCUGGCAGCCAUGGAAGCGACAAAUUCGUCCGUACAGCGCGGAGAAACUCGUCAUCCCUCUGCCCAUUCCGCACCCGGCUCACAUAGCGGUCACCAUCCACAACCGCGACUCGGAAGAUCCGAUACCUCUCGACUCGGAGCUGUGCCAGAAUAUCUUGCGGGCUAUCGAGGAGUCUCCGGGCGAGAUGGCGACGGAGUGCGUUGGUCGGUACAGAGGCGGCGGCGGUGAUUCCAGUUUCGACUCUGUCGCGUCGCAAUCGUCAGUCUCCAUCGAGACCGGUCUGGAAAAGGAGAACGAGAACGCGCAGGAGGCGCAGCCGAGCGCUGAGAAAGAAGGCGAGACUUACCAUUGGACUCUCUCGAACUGGGGCGGUGGCGUGACACGAAGACGAAAUAACUCUGGAUCGAUCAAGGUUGACCUGGCAUCUCCGGAGGACGUCACCCUCGACACAGAUACCACCAGAGUGAUGUUCAGCACGUACGGAACUACCGUCUAAAUUAAGAUCCGCCGUUAUAUCGAGCAAAUCGCUAUCAUCGUCGUAUUUACACGAUACGUGAGAAGGAGGAAGUACGAGCGGGUAGAAUUGCAACACUUUAUCUGGUUUUAGAGAAUGCUCUUUGCCAUCCAAAGAUGACGUCACGCAAUGUUAAGGUCGUAUUAUCUACUCUCGAGUCGAAGCAACGCGAGUAACGGGAUUACUGACCGAAGAAACGGGAAAUGAUAAAUAUACGUCAAAGGUAACGCCUCACUGAUAUUUUUUCAUCUUAAAGUGUACUAUAAAGGGUAAAGUAUCUUCGACUUUAAGUAUUGGAAGGUAAAAAUUAAGUUUAGAAGACUUAUCUCCGAUAAACAUUUUUCUUAUUAAUUUACAUCUUAUUAAAUUCUCACUAAAAUCUUUCGUCUUCCUAAAUUCACGAGUCUACUAUAUACUACGAAUAAAAAUAUUGUAGAAUGGGCAGAGAUGUCUGCGCAAGGUUCAACCCCGUUUAAAUUCAUGAACUUAGCGAGGCGAUAAAUUUUAGCAAGAAUUUAAUGGGAUAUAAAUUAAUAAGAAAAAUGUUAAAGAGUGUUUAUCGAAAAUGAACUUCAUUCUUUUUAUCUUCCAAUACCUUGAAGUCAAAUAUCUCAAGAACUACAAGCGACCGCCGUGUAGACAUACCAUAAAAAGUUAUUGCGAAUUUGAUUCUUUGUAGUAUAUCUUAGAAUGAAAAUCGGUGUUACCUUUCAUGCAUAUUUACCCGGGAAAUUAAGGAUUCGCCGAUGAAUUCUUAAUUUCAAUCCAAAGUGUACAUUCGAGACACUUGAAGAUGAUGCACCAAAUGGCAGAACAUGUUCACAGGUUCUGUACGUAGGUAUACAAUCGUGGACAGAAAGAUAUCGUCCGUUAUUCGUUACGUGGACUUCCGUACGCAUCCGUCUCGCCCGCUCGCUGGGAGGAUUCUUCCGUUAAAAAACAGAUUCUCCUAUUGGACAGGGCGGGUGCGUAACGAACUCACGCGAGAAAUAACGGGCAACCUUGCUGCCUACGGCUGUAACAGCGAAAUACUAUCUAACGAGUCUCAGUAAAUUACGGUUAUUAAUGCGACGCGAUGUAAUCCAUUUCUGUUUUAUCGAAAUUUUAUCUGAAAAAGUCUGUUAUAUAUAAAUAUUACUUAUCGAAUUUAUUCGUUCGACAACGAAGCUCACAUAAGCGUCUUCAAGGUCGAACGAUUAAUAAGAAGUAUAAAAGACGACUAUAAUGCAAGAUUUAAAGAUUUCGCUGUAACGAAGUCACGAUUUUUAAGAAUAUUAUAAGAGAGGAUUAUAAAGAACGAUAAUAUACAGGGUGUCCCAUUUUUAAUGAGCCAGGCAAAAAUCUCGAAAAAUAUGAGAGAUAUUAAGAAACGUGUCAG
This is a messenger RNA of Harpegnathos saltator (Jerdon's jumping ant), 5510 nucleotides long. RefSeq lists its product as uncharacterized. The coding region runs from base 284 to 4114 and encodes 1276 amino acids. Lineage: Eukaryota; Metazoa; Arthropoda; Insecta; Hymenoptera; Formicidae. The transcript has 16 exons. The record is from RefSeq and is a predicted model, not a curated record.